Archocentrus centrarchus (flier cichlid) is the source of this 1431-nucleotide messenger RNA. RefSeq names its product alpha-1A adrenergic receptor-like. Gene Ontology annotation, biological process: positive regulation of MAPK cascade; phospholipase C-activating G protein-coupled receptor signaling pathway; adenylate cyclase-activating adrenergic receptor signaling pathway. The record is from RefSeq and is a predicted model, not a curated record. The coding region runs from base 1 to 1431 and encodes 476 amino acids. Gene Ontology annotation, cellular component: plasma membrane. NCBI's taxonomy places the organism in Eukaryota, Metazoa, Chordata, Actinopteri, Cichliformes, Cichlidae. Gene Ontology annotation, molecular function: alpha1-adrenergic receptor activity. The transcript has 5 exons.
AUGAGUCUGUGGACUAACGGCUCCUCCGAGGAUCUCUUCCCCGGGACGCAGGGACCCAUACCGGACUCCAACUCAUCCUCCAACCGCACCGACGGCUCGCAGCACCGCGGGGCCCCCGGCGCCGCCCCGCUGGACCUGAGCCGGGCGGUGCCGGUGGGCAUGGUGCUGGCCUCCUUCAUCAUGUUCGCCAUCGUGGGGAACAUCCUGGUCAUCCUGUCGGUGGUCUGCAACCGACACCUGCGGAUCCCCACCAACUACUUCAUCAUCAACCUGGCCAUAGCGGACCUGCUGCUGGGCACCACCGUGCUGCCGGUGUCCGCCACGCUGGAGGUGUUGGAUUAUUGGGUGUUUGGUCGGAUCUUCUGUGACAUCUGGGCGGCGGUGGACGUGCUGUGCUGCACGGCCUCCAUCAUGUCCCUCUGCGUCAUCUCCAUCGACCGCUACAUCGGCGUUCGCUACCCGCUGCAGUACCCGACCAUCGUCACGGAAAGGCGGGCGCUGCUCGCCAUGCUGGGCGUCUGGAUCCUCGCCAUCAUCAUCUCCAUCGGCCCGCUCCUAGGCUGGAAACAGCCGCCGUCACAGGACGACACCGUGUGCCUCAUCACCGAGGAGCCCUUCUACGCCCUCUUCUCGUCCCUCGGUUCCUUCUACAUCCCGCUCGCCGUCAUCCUCGCCAUGUACUGCCGCGUCUACAUCGUGGCCAAGCGCACCACCAAGAACCUGGAGGCCGGCAUGAUGAAGGAGCGGGCGGAGGACUCCAGCGAGCUCACGCUGAGGAUCCACUGCAGGAACCAGCAGAUCCAGGAGCUGUGCCCCACCUCCAAGGCCGGCGGGGGCGGGGCUUCGACCGGACGCAGCUCACUCACCGUCAAGUUGCUGAAGUUCUCCCGAGAGAAGAAAGCGGCCAAGACGCUGGGCGUGGUGGUGGGCAUGUUCAUCCUGUGCUGGCUGCCCUUCUUCCUCGCUCUGCCCAUCGGCUCGUUCAACAGCAGCCUGCGUCCUCCUGAAACCUUCUUCAAAGUCAUCUUCUGGUUGGGAUACUUCAACAGCUGCUUGAACCCCAUCAUCUACCCGUGCUACAGCCGAGAGUUCAAACAGGCCUUCAUCCGGAUCCUGCGCUGCCGCUGGAAGAGGAAGCGUCAGGGCUGGCAGGCGUACUGCAACUACCGCGGUCAUCAGGGCUCCAACAACUCGUCCUUCAUGAACGGCAGCCAGCAGACGCUGUCCUCCGUCAGCCCCAGCCCGCUCUGCGUCACCUCCAGGCUCCACCCACCGCCGUGGCCCUCCUCCUCCUCCUCAGACAGAGACCUCCUCCCUGGAUCUGCGGUGGGGCGUGGACGGCUGAGCCAGCGGCCUCCUAAAGAUGCUGGGACUGGGCGGAGUCUGGGAGUGGGACGACGGGCAUCAAUGAACGGGGACGCCGCCGUCUGA